GCCGCGCCGCAGCGCCCCGCACCGCGCCCCGCCGCCCCCCGCCGCCCCCGGCGGACCGGAGCCGCCGCGCGGGGCCGCCCCGGGCCGGGCCAUGCGCUGAGGCCGCCGCGCAGCCCCGCAGCCAAGGGCGGAUCCCGGGCAGGACACGCGGCGGCAGCAUCCCCAGGACAAGAUGCCGGAGCAGAGCAACGACUACCGGGUGGUGGUGUUCGGCGCCGGCGGCGUGGGCAAGAGCUCGCUGGUGCUGCGCUUCGUGAAGGGGACCUUCCGGGACACCUACAUCCCCACCAUCGAGGACACCUACCGCCAGGUCAUCAGCUGCGACAAGAGCGUCUGCACCCUGCAGAUCACCGACACCACGGGCAGCCACCAGUUCCCGGCCAUGCAGCGCCUCUCCAUCUCCAAGGGCCAUGCCUUCAUUCUGGUCUUCUCCGUCACCAGCAAGCAGUCCCUGGAGGAGCUGAAGCCCAUCUACCAGCAGAUCGUGCAGAUCAAGGGCAGCGUGGAGAGCAUCCCCAUCAUGCUGGUGGGCAACAAGUGCGACGAGACCCAGCGGGAGGUGGAGAGCAGGGAGGGGGAGGCCGUGGCCAAGGAGUGGAAAUGCGCCUUCAUGGAGACCUCGGCCAAGAUGAACUACAACGUCAAGGAGCUCUUCCAGGAGCUGCUGAACCUGGAGAAGAGGAGGAACGUGAGCCUCACCAUCGACGGGAAGCGCUCCAGCAAGCAGAAGAGGACAGACAAAAUCAAGGGGAAGUGCAGCAUCAUGUAGAGCCCCGGACUGGCCCGUACCCCCGCCCCAGUCCCCCCCUCUCCCCCCCCACGACUGGACGUGGCAUCGCAGCGGGGCCGUCCCCUCGUCCUCCGUGCCAUCACUGUGACUGUGCGGGGACGCCGCAGCACGCCGGCGGUGUGGGCUGCGCUCGCCCCAGGUCUGGGGGCACAGACGGGGCCCCCCACCGAGCCGAGGGAUGCUCGGCUGCCCCGCGCCCGGCACAAUGGGGCCGGGGACACGCGUCCAGGGGAGCACACGGACAGACACACACCCCCUACCCCCACUCUGCAGCACAACCGACGGCACUGGCGGGUCCCUGUCCCCAUCCCCAUCCCCCCCCCAGAGGGGGACCCCCACGGCGAUCCCCGUGGGUGGGAAGGACGGUGCGAUGUGGGGGUGUCCGGUGUCACCCUUGGGGACAGUCACACGCGUCCCAGGCCCUCCCUGUGCCCCCGUCCCAACGCCAUAGCGCUCUGCUCCUGCAGGCAGAGCCCCGGGGCGGGAGCAGCCCCCGCAUGGUGCCCGCUGUCCCCGAGCCCCCCGUCCCGUCCUGGCACCGCGGCCCUGUCCCCGCGCCGCAGCCCGGAGCCGCCAGCCCAAGCACAAAGCAUCGGGUCCGAGGGAGGUCCUGACCCAGCACAAUCCUGGUGAGCUCCGGUGGGAGGACCCCCCCCCCCCAGCCCUGCGGUCAGACGGGCCCCCCCACACCCCCCGCUGCCCCUUUCCCACGCACGAUGAGCCCCACAGCCCGGCUGGGCCGCGAUGCCACGGUGAUGGGCGCUGCCGCGCUCUGCCGUGGUGCCCGCGCCAGCGGUCAGCGUCCCCUCGCUCCCGCAGCAUCCCUGCUGGGGGUGGCCUGGCCCCACACCCCGGGGACCCCCGACCCCCCCCCUCCCAGCUCUGGUGCAACCCAGCUUGUUCCCCCACGGCCGGAGCGGGGCCUCCCCGCUGUCACCAGCCCUUCGUCCCAGCGGGGUUUGUCCCAUCGCUCCGGCCCCGCUCAUCCUCCGCUGGGGCCCUGGGGGUGUCCCUGGGGGGGUGGUCCCCAGGGGAGGGGUCCCGGGCAGGCUGGGCCCCCGCGCUGCGCCCACUCCUGGCUUUUUACAACACGACCCAAGCGCCCAGGGGACAAGGUGACGUUACGAUGUAGCCUUUAUUCUAGAAAUAGUCUUCCUUCAAUAAAGAGAUGAGAAACGCU
Molecule: messenger RNA, 1970 nt
Organism: Phalacrocorax carbo (great cormorant)
Lineage: Eukaryota; Metazoa; Chordata; Aves; Suliformes; Phalacrocoracidae
Source: RefSeq, a predicted model, not a curated record